AUGCCAGAGCAGGCAGAGCAGAGUGCCAGACCGGCAGCGAGUGCACACCCGGUUGUGGAGCCGAGUGUGCGACCUGAGGCUAGUGCAUCCCCGGACUUGAGUGCACAGUUAGCCGCCCUGACAGAGGUGACGAAGCGGCAGGGGGAGUUAUUGGAGAGGAUGUGUGAGAGGUUAGCUUCGCCCCAGAGUUCAAUACCGAGGGCACCAGAGUCGUCUGUUCCACCUCCGACUACCCCAGUGACAGCGCCAGCUGCAGCAGUACCUCCGCCAGCAGCAGUUCCAGUUGCGCCAAUUGCGCCUGCUAGGGGGCCAGUAUAG
Ananas comosus (pineapple) is the source of this 318-nucleotide messenger RNA. Its product is annotated as steroid receptor RNA activator 1-like. The record is from RefSeq and is a predicted model, not a curated record. The transcript has a single exon. NCBI's taxonomy places the organism in Eukaryota, Viridiplantae, Streptophyta, Magnoliopsida, Poales, Bromeliaceae. Bases 1 to 318 code for a protein of 105 amino acids.